AUGUUUUCUAAGCUCAAGAAUUUUUCAGAAGAUGUGGCGAAAAGUCUAAAUGACAUGAGUAUGCCCCCAGAUCAACAACCGAACCAACCGGCACAAAGGCCGGAUCCGUUGCUUCAAUUGCAGCGUAACUCGAAAAUACUACAAGCGGAGACUCCCGACACGUCUCAAUUGGUUCAGCCGACCGAGGAAUCGGAAAACCCCACAAGACAAACCUCGCCUGCAAUCGCGUCAGAAGGCACCACCGCUGCUGCUCCUAGUUAUAGCUCGGCAGAUGCAAAUGAGAACCUCCCCCCUGCAGUCAAAUCCAAAUUGAAAAAGUUUGCCAAGUAUGAAGAGAAAUACCCGUUGCUUUUGGACGCCUACAAGAUAGAAAAGAAAAAGACUGAAUUGAUCAAGGUUUUCGAACUUGUAUUGAAGGAAAACACGCCGAUUUCCUCCUUGGCCGAUGCCAAAAUCCUCGUUGAGUAUUUGAAUGGAAUCAAUGAAAAGAACAAAAUCCAAAGCACCGAAAUUCGGAGACUAACGAAGGAAAACUCCAUGCUUAGUUUCAAAGUUGCGAAAUCGGAGGAACAGGGGCAGCUGUCGGAUAAAACCUUGCAAAAUUUGGAAAAUUUGCAAAAAGAGAAUGAGCUUUUGAAGGGCAACAUCAAAAAAUUGCAAGAGGAGAAACUAGACUUGGAAGAGUCAAAGUCAAAGUCAAACGAGCAAGACGACAGCAAUAAAAUCAUCAUCGCUGAACAAAACUCUGAAACUGAGAGCCUAGAAAAGCAAGAGUUGGAGUCUACUACAAUUCCGUCGAAGAUGGAUGAUGCAACUGUAAAGGAACUAAAGCAGGACCUUGAAAAGAAGCUGAAGGAAUGUGAUGAAAUCUCGAGCAAAUUAAGCACUGCGAGAAAGGAGCUAGAAGAUAAAACAGAAGAGAUUGAAGAUUUGAGAGAUUCUGUGAAAAGCAUUGGGAAUGAUUUAAUGGCCGCAAAGGACAAAAUCAAAGAACUAAGGGUGCAACAACAACAACCACAGCAAAUUGCGGAGGAAGAGAGCACGAAAAGUUCUAGUGAAAGAAACGGUGGGGAAAAGACUGCCAUAUCCAGCUCCUCCAGUGAAGUCCUUGAGAAACUAGCGAAAGAAGUCAGCACUUGGAAAGAAAAACACUCUGCAAAAGUCAAGGAAGUAGAAGAAUUGAAUGCAAAGAUCACCAAUUUGGAAGAAGACGUUCAUUUGAGAAACGUGGAGAGCAAACAAGCAGAGGGUAAAUUACGCAAAGAAGUGCAGAGUAUUAAAAAAGUUAAAGAUGAGCUUGAGGCAAAACUCAAAGAGUGCGAAAAUGAACUAGAUGAUCAUAAAAGGGAGAAAAUAAAUUUAGAAACUAGGAUUGAAGAACUAUCAAGUUUCAAAAGCAACGAAACGUCACUUAAAUUGCAAAUUUCGUCGUUGCAGGCUUCGCUUAAGCAUAAGGAUGAAAUCAUCAGCGAGCUCAAAACCAAGAUGGAUACUUUAGGUCGAGACGCGUCUGAGUUGACUCGUAAAGUGGAAAAUUUGACAAAGACUAAUGACCAAAUGCAAGCCAACUGCAUGGGCUUGUUGAAAAGAAAGAACGAGCUAUUGACUAAGCAAGAGCUUCACAUGGACAACGAAAAAUCAUUAAACGCGCAAAUAACUAAGCUACAACAGGAAAAGCAAAGCAUACGCAACGAGCUAGAGUCAACCAAGAGCAAAUUGGAAGCUUUGGUUUCCGAGAAAUCAACCGCCAAAAACGAUAUUCUUUUGUUCAAGAAGGAUUAUGAUGAAAUCGCAAUGAGAUCGAAAGAAUACAACUUGCGCAUUGAAAACUUGGAGGACGACAUUUCCGAAGCGAGAAAUUUACUCCUGGAAAGGAAUAGAGAAGCUAGCAAUAUGAGACGGUUGUUGGUUGACGCUCAAGAUAUGUUGAAGCAGAAGGACUUGGACCACAAGCAAGAAAUCUCCAGACUUGGAGAGGAGAAAUUGGAGCUAGAGAAAACCACUAAUGGGUUGAUUAAGAAGCGGCAGAAGGAGGUGGAUGAACUUCAGAAAUCGUUGAAACAAAGUGAAAGCCAGGUGCAGCGGCUAGGAGAUCAAGUCGCCAGCCUUUCAACUCAGCUCGUCGAAGCUGGCGCGGAUGAUCAUGAUAAUAAUAAUCCUAACAAUAACAAUCAUAACAACAACAAUGGUGCCGCCGGCGGAGAUUUGCAACAACAAAUCGACACUUUGAGAACGGCUUUGUCCACUGCAACCGACAAGGCCAGAGAUUACGAAAAAACCAAUGCCAGCUUGAAAAAACUAAACGAAAACAACAUUGCCAAAUUCGAAAGGCUAUCCAAAAACUACAAGCUCCUUACACAGCAAUACAGAUAUGUGAAGCAAAACGAGAAACAAGAAACCCACAAACAACAACAGCAACAGUUGGAGGAAAGGAGCAGAAACUCUUCGAUUGCAAGUCAUGAUCUGGAUGCCGAUGUACUGUUUCAAGAGCAGCAGAGCAGGGAAACAAACAUUGCCUAUUUGAAAAAUGUCUUGCUAGGGUACUUUGAGCACAAGGAACAACGGGAACAGCUACUACCCGUUCUAAAAACAAUCUUUCAAUUCAACAAGGAAGACGAAACGAAAUUUCUUCUAGCAAUCAAGUAG
Lodderomyces beijingensis is the source of this 2646-nucleotide messenger RNA. NCBI's taxonomy places the organism in Eukaryota, Fungi, Ascomycota, Pichiomycetes, Serinales, Debaryomycetaceae. The record is from the annotation of a GenBank genome assembly.